Molecule: messenger RNA, 1246 nt
Organism: Dicentrarchus labrax (European seabass)
Lineage: Eukaryota; Metazoa; Chordata; Actinopteri; Moronidae
Product: trace amine-associated receptor 4-like
Exons: 2
Coding region: 332-814 (160 amino acids)
Biological process (GO): G protein-coupled receptor signaling pathway
Cellular component (GO): membrane
Molecular function (GO): trace-amine receptor activity
Source: RefSeq, a predicted model, not a curated record
GUGAAGAAUAACUGCAGCACUGAACGGUAUGCCAUAUCUCUUUGAUGGUGUGGUCCUUCCGGUUGGAGAAGUCAGUCUGAAGUUUGGCUUUUGGACAGUGGUGUAAAGGAGGCCUCAGUGCACGAGUAGUGGUGUCUGUAUUUACUGACUUCAUAAUCUCAGAGAAUAAUGUAGUAGAGUUGAGCUCACCAUUAGAUGUACUCACAUUGGGGCCCAACAUUACUAGAAAUGAUGCCCUCUUCCUCUCCCUUUGGGUUUGAGAGGGGAGGGAGGAGGAAGAGAUAAAUGAAUCGAUGACUCACAGAGAGCUCAGUAGCUUCUCUUCUCUCUGAUGAUGGAAGAAGUUGAACUCUGCUUUCCACAACUCCUCAACGCCUCCUGCAGGAGGCCGGAGCCUCCUCAGUCUGAAGAUCUGCUCAUUAACAUCCUGCUGUUCUUCAUCUCUGUGCUCACUGCUGCUCUCAACCUGCUCGUCAUCAUCUCCAUCUCCCACUUCAGGCAGAGAUCAACCUCUCAGCUUCACCAUGUUUACUGUUAUAUUAUAAACCAGCAGCUCCACUCCCCCACCAACCUCCUCCUCCUCUCUCUGGCUGUCUCAGACUUCUUUGUGGGCCUCCUGGUGUUGCCGAUUGAAGUCCUCAUGACCGGGACCUGCUGGGUCCUGGGUGACCUCGUGUGUGCUCUGUAUUCCUUCCUACCGAUCACCCUCAUCUGUGCCUCUGUAGGAAGCAUGGUGCUCAUAUCAAUCGACCGCUAUGUGGCGAUUUGUGACCCUCUGCAUUACCCCACCAGAGUCACUGAAACCCUGGUUUAGAAAAGCUGUUAAAACACAUAGUGACUCUUCAGAUCCUGCAGCCUGACUCCUGUGAUGCCAACAUGCUGUAGAGACACACUGUGGUCUGAAUAAAAUUAGAUGUUUUCUUAAAGAGCCUCUUCAGACAUGUAUCAGAGCUUUAAUAUGUAACAUUUCCUCAUUAAGUAGUGUAUAAACUCUGGCUUUAUGUUCUGUAUGUAGUUGUGUACUUACAUUACCCCAAAUGUUUCCAACAACGUUCAAAAUGGAUUUGAACUGAAUGAAGGUUGCAUCUAAAUAUGCUUUGUACUGAUUUUGGUGAAAUCAGAAAUUAGAUAUAAAGAUGUGCCAAAAGAAGCAAAAAAUAGCUUUACUAAAAAAAUCCAAGAUGGCGGAAUAUUUUUACAGCAUCAGUGGGUUUUACCUACAUCAGUAAAAUAAGCAUCAUCUAAG